This is a messenger RNA of Melospiza georgiana, 3826 nucleotides long. It is a transcript of the gene ANO6, whose product is annotated as anoctamin 6. Gene Ontology annotation, cellular component: plasma membrane. Gene Ontology annotation, molecular function: protein dimerization activity; chloride channel activity. The transcript has 20 exons. The record is from RefSeq and is a predicted model, not a curated record. Bases 51 to 2792 code for a protein of 913 amino acids. Gene Ontology annotation, biological process: chloride transmembrane transport; calcium activated phosphatidylcholine scrambling; calcium activated phosphatidylserine scrambling. Lineage: Eukaryota; Metazoa; Chordata; Aves; Passeriformes; Passerellidae.
GCUCGCUCCGGCGGCGGGGAGCGGGCACGGGGCACCGCAACUUCGGCAGCAUGAGCGUGGAGAACCAGGAUGUGCUGCUGGAUCUGGAGGGGGAGGAGGAGGAGGAGGAGGAAGAUGAUGAUAACGAUGAUGGGGAGAUCGUCUUGGAACUGAACCAGGUGAUUAUUCCCACUUACGGAACUGUGCCGGACCAGCAAAACCUUCACACACCUGAAUGGGUGGAUUUUGAUGACAAGCCUGACUCCUUGUUCUUCAAAGAUGGGCAGCGAAGAAUUGACUUUGUUUUGGUGUAUGAAGAUGAAAGCAAGAAAAUGACUCAUAGGAGGAGUGAUCGUAAAAAGCAAAAGAGGAAGAGACAAGUAUAUGAAUCAAACCUGAUAAACAAUGGCUUGCAACUAGAAGCGACGAGGUCGGUUUUGGAUGAGAAACUUAUUUUUGUGAAGGUGCACGCACCUUGGGAAGUGCUGUGCACGUACGCCGAGGUGAUGCACAUCAAAUUGCCCCUGCAACACAAUGACCUGAAAACCCGAAAGUCUGCUUUCAACUGGUUCAGUAGACUCUUCAGGGUGGACGAAAAUAUCAUCAAACCUGAGCAAGAGUUUUUCACUGCCCCUUUUCAAAAGGAACAUUUGUCCAACUUCUACAUCCAAGACAAGGACACAUUUUUCAAUCCUGCAACCAGAAGCCGAAUUGUUCAUUUUAUCCUGUCCCGUGUGGAAUAUGCAACAAAAAAUAAUGUGAAAAAGUUUGGCAUUAACAAAUUACUGGACACUGGAAUCUACAAAGCAGCAUUUCCCCUUCAUGAUUCAAGUUUUAGGCACCUGUCGACUGAUCCCAGCUGCCCAAGUGAACGGUAUCUCCUCUACAGAGAAUGGGCUCAUCCUAAAAACAUUUUUAAAUUGCAGCCCCUGGAUUUCAUCAGGAAAUACUAUGGAGAGAAAAUUGGCAUCUACUUUGCUUGGCUGGGCUUUUACACAAAUAUGCUGACUGUGGCUGCAGUUGUAGGAGUUGGCUGUUUUCUCUAUGGAUACCUGACAAGGGACAACUGCACAUGGAGCCAAGAAGUAUGUGACCCCAACAUAGGAGGUAAUAUCAUAAUGUGCCCUCAGUGUGAUAGAGCAUGUACCUACUGGAACCUCACCAUCACUUGUGAAUCAUCCAAGAAACUCUGUAUAUUUGAUAGCUAUGGAACACUGGUGUUUGCAGUAUUUAUGGGAAUAUGGGUUACCUUUUUUUUGGAGUUCUGGAAGCGACGGCAGGCUGAGCUGGAGUAUGAAUGGGACACAGUUGAGUACUUGGAGCAAGAGGAGCAGGUCCGCCCAGAAUACGAAGCUCGCUGCACUCACAUAGUGAUGAAUGAAAUCACUCAGCAAGAAGAACAUGUGCCAUACACUGCAUGUGGGAAGUGUGUGCGGAUGACUUUCUGUACAAGUGCCAUCUUCUUCUGGAUCCUUUUGAUUAUUGCUUCAGUUGUUGGAAUCAUUGUCUACAGGCUCUCAGUUUUCCUGGCGUUCUCCUCAAAGCUGUCGCAGCACGUCAAUGGGACGGAGGCGCUCCGCAAGUACCUGACUCCGCAGACGGCCACGUCAGUGACCGCCUCCCUCAUCAGCUUCGUUGUCAUCAUGAUUCUCAACAUCGUCUACGAGAAAGUGGCAAUCCUGAUCACUGACUUCGAACUUCCAAGGACACAGACUGAUUAUGAAAACAGUCUGACCACAAAGAUGUUCUUGUUCCAGUUUGUCAACUACUAUUCUUCAUGCUUCUACAUAGCCUUCUUUAAGGGUAAAUUUGUGGGUCACCCUGGAAGCCCAGUUUAUUGGCUGGGAAAGUAUCGCAAUGAAGAGUGUGAUCCAGGUGGAUGUCUCUUGGAGCUCACAACCCAGCUUGCCAUCAUAGUGGGAGGGAAAGCUAUCUGGAACAACAUUCAGGAAGUGCUUGUUCCUUUGGUCAAGAAUCUAAUUGGAAGAUAUUCUGCAGCUGCUAGAUCAGAAAAAGUUGUUCCCCGUUGGGAGCAUGACUACCACCUCCAACCCAUUGGAAAACUUGGACUAUUUUAUGAGUAUCUUGAAAUGGUUAUUCAGUUUGGCUUUGUGACCCUGUUUGUGGCGUCGUUCCCCCUGGCUCCUCUGCUGGCUCUCAUGAACAACAUGCUGGAAAUCCGGCUGGAUGCGUGGAAGCUGACCACGCAGUUCAGGCGCAUGGUGCCGCAGAAGGCUCAGGACAUCGGGGCCUGGCAGCCCAUCCUGCAGGGCAUCGCCAUUCUGGCCGUGGUCACCAACGCUUUGAUCAUUGCUUUUACAUCUGACAUGAUUCCUCGUCUGGUUUAUUACUGGUCCUUUUCUGUCCCUCCUUACGGGAGCCACAGCACUCACACUAUGGAGGGGUACAUAAACAGCACACUUUCUGUCUUCAAUAUAUCAGACUUCAAGAAUGAAAGCAAGCCUUCUUCCCCUUGGCUCGGGAAACAAACAACUUGCAGAUACCGGGAUCUCCGCUACCCUCCUGGUCACCAGCACCAGUACGAGCACAACAUAUACUACUGGCAUGUCAUUGCAGCCAAGCUGGCUUUCAUCAUCGUCAUGGAGCAUGUCAUAUACUUUGUGAAGUUUAUUAUUUCAUAUGUAAUUCCGGAUGUAUCGGAGAAGACCAAGAGCAAGGUCAAACGAGAGAAGUACCUCACACAGAAACUAUUACACGAGAAUGAUCUCAAAGGUGUGAAAAAAACCAUGGGCAAAAUAGCUGACAAAAUCAUCAAAGGAGCAGACAGCACUUUCCGACCUAAAGAUGAAUAAGUACUUUUUCAUAUGGAAUAACAGUACUUGGACAGCUGAUAUCUGUCCAGAUAUUACCAAUAGCUAUCAAGCACUUUGGAUGUACUAAACAUUGUUUCUUGCAGCUCUUACAUACUCAGUUUCCCUUGGACAAAUGCAACCACUGCAAUGCAGACAAGAGUUAUCUUUUUUUAAAACAGCUUUUCAGAACAUAUUAAAAAAAAAAUAAAAAAGAAAAAGGGGAAAAUUAUUUAUCCUCUUAAGAAGAUGCAGAUUAAUUCCCAAACACCUAGGCUGUUUUCUACUUUUCUUAGGCAUCAGCUAUUAGAUAACUAGUCUAACUUGAAUAAACCUUAAGAACAAGAAUGAUUUGCUAUAAGAAUACCAUCGCAUCCAAUGAAGGAGUUUUGAUUGCUUGCUAAUACAGACCUCAGCUAUAAAAUGAAGAGGAAAAGCCAAAACAUGAAGGAAAAAGGAAGAAAAUACAACUCAAAAUCCCACUGUUAAGCCAUUGGAGUUGACAUACUAAGCAUGGUUGUUUGCUAUUCUGAAUUAGCUAUGCAUACUGAGACUUAAAUGGAUAACAAGAUAUUUCAAUUAAUCAUGGACUUGGAUCACAAGAAGCAACAGGACUGUAAGCCCAUCCUGUUCAUCAAUCUCUGUGUAAACAGGAGAAUUGCCUUUGAAAUCAAUGCAUACAAACUGACCUUACAGCACGCCAAGUGAGUAGAAAACUCAGGCAUUUUAUCUUUCUGCAGUCAAUGUUCUUUCAUUAGUUCACUCGCCCAUUCUGAGCUAAAUGCUCAUGGCCCUGAAGGUCUCCUACCUGUAAAAGCAAUAAAUGUUAAAAGUCUUUUCACAUACUAAAUCAAUAUUUGUGGAGGGCUGUCUUUUGCAUUUCUCUCACGCCAGAACGUGCUCUUCCCUGAGGUUUUGACAUAGGACGAAUGUGCAGCUGAACAUUUUGAUACAACAUUGCGUGAUAAAGUAAAUUCUGACAAGACUAUGAAUCUGUUGGAAUUGGAGAUUGGAAUAAACCAUUUCAUAGGCCUUAA